CAGUCAAUUUCAUUUUGUCUCGGACUGGGGGCGCCGGCAGGGCCAUGGGGGUCUGGAACCAAUCCCAGAGACCACGGGCACAAGCCUUGAGCCAGGACCUGAGUCUGGAGGAUGCCCUUGACGUUACCACGAAAGCACCUCCCAAACCCAAGCCACCAGCAGGAGGUGGAAAAGAUUUGGAUUUAUUAACAGUUAAACCGCCAGAAAAGCUCACCACAACAACUAAAGCCCCAGCCAAACCAAAACAGAACCCAGAUCUCAGCCAGAGCGACUACUUUGCACCUACAAUCCGGCCAGGCCUGCUGCCCCGUACAACCACCAAGGCUCCCAGAUCCACACCCCCUCCUCCGAAGCACCAAUCGGGUGAUCUGAACCUGGAAGAUGCUAUGGAUCCCAGUAACGACAUCAAGGUGGACGGCAAAAAAAAGAAGGGAGUAGAUGGUCAGUUAUCAGACAGGGACCUUGAAGACCUUUCUGACUAUACUCCUGACAAGGGCAAAGGAGGAAGAGGAGACUCAGAUAACAACUAUGAUACUCUGGCAGAGACCGGCACCAUUGCAGGCAUUGCCAGCGCAGUCGGUAUGGCGUUGAUCGGCGCGGUGACCAGCUACAUCAGCUAUCAGAAGAAGAAACUCUGUUUCGGUAUACAACAGAGCCUGAAUGCAGAAAUGAUGAAAGAAGAGAACCCUGAAGCCGUAGUGUCCCAGGAGCCCCAAGUCCAGGCGACGUUACUGCAACACCCGAAUGCAGAGACUCCACAGGAUUAAAAAAGAUUGUACCCAGUCCAGCGCCCUCAUUUUACAUCUAAAUUAAGCGACAUACACAUCCCCUCCACCCUCACCCAAUACUGUACAGAUCCUUCCAUCUGCCUGCACAAACCAGACUGUACAUAAUCCUCUAUGUCUUUGUUUAAUAACCACAGUACACCUGUUUAUACAUUUAUAAAGAGAAUACUGCACAUUUUGUUUGACAACUGAUGCUUUGCUUGAAGUGCUCCUGCUUUUUUAAGACGCUUCUGUUUCGCACUGUAAAGAGUCUGUCCAAUUAGACAAUCGCAAGACUUAUAAUCGCCUUUGCAGGAGUCAUAAUGGUGGUACAACCAAGCCAUGCGACUGUUUCGUAUUUGUUACAGUGGGCUUGCAGAUAAACUCCCCAUCAUUUUGUCGCACGUCAUUAAUGCUCUCAUCUUCAUCUCCGAUUCAGUCUGGGGCAAGCUUGCAGAUUUGUGUGAGCUGUUCAUUGCUUAGGGAUUUGGGAGGACCCAACAGUCACUUCCUCACGGUUUCAAAGUACAAAGUAACAAAAAUGUUUGAAAAUGUGAGUGGUAGUUUUGGUACUCUUCACUGUGACUUAUUUAUUGUUACUUCUUUAUUUCACAGUAUGUUAUUGUUUUUUAUUCCAUAUUAGACUUGCAAGUAUGUGUCACUGCUCAUGUAGAGAUAUACACCGUGAUGUUUGUUGACUGAUCAUUUGUUGUUUUGCAUAUUAAAUAUGAAGGUGGGGUAGUAAACCGUAAUCAGUCGUGGUAACUGUUAGACAAUUACUUUUUUUACUUUGCAAUGAGACAAAGUUGAAGUGAUAUCAUUAUUCUUUACUGAGUGUCAUGUGUAAUUGUUUAGCUUUCAUUGAUACAGUAUUAGGUAUUUAGCCUACAAAAAAAUUAAGUGAACCAGUUGUUAGUUUAGUUGUUUGAGAUGAUUACUUCUAUGUGGGAAUGUAGGUAAGGUGAAACUUCUUUCUACUGAUGGACGUGGUUGUUUAGUCUCCUGUUCUGUUCACUGAUUACGAUAGCGCGGCUGCAGCUUGUGUAAGGGUAUACAGCUAGAUUUGACCACUUUUGUUAUCUCCUGUACCCCAUCCCCCAAAUGACAUGUGACUGUUUUUGUCUAUUUCUGCAUUACUAGCUGUUAAUUACCUUACUGGAUGCAGUGCUGGAUGUAGCUAAACACUGAUACCAAAGAAGUGGGCCAGAGCGCUGUGUCAGUGUGAGAUAUUGCUUGUGCUGAACGUUCCAUGCUGGGAAACGGUUGCCAAGGAGGGAUAGUGUGUCUGUGAGUGAGUAGAAAAGGAAUUUUAACUUGAACUUGAAGUUUGUGCAUGCCUUUAGUAGUUGAGCGUAUGGAAGCAGUGCCGUGUUUUUUCACAUUUCACUCAGAGUUGGUAAACAAAAAAGUCAUCCCUUCCAGUUCCUUUCACUGCCAUCCAUUCACAUUUGUCUGUGAUGCAUGCUCUUUGCUGGUCACCCAGUCAGUUCAUUUCCACAGCAAUAAUCAGGAGCAGUAAACAAAUAUGGGAAGUGAGGUUGAGACAGCUCAACAUCUGCCUUAAUGCUGUGUACGUAGAGCCUGUUCUGCUGCCACCAGACCCUGCCUUCCGCAGAAAAAGGGUGCUCGAGUCUCCGAACCGUUUUACCCCUCACCCUAAGAACCAUCUUAGCAGCAACGACCUGAGUUAAACAGCGGCCUUCUGAAGCUUAAAUUCAGCAGCUUUCUAUCAAAAGGGGUGGGUAAUGUGUGAACUUUGCACUUUAUCAACUGACUGCUAUUCCUGAUUGCUCAAUGUCUGUACUAACCUGACAAAUAUCUUUCACUGACUUGGAGACAAUUUAAGUGAAUAAAAUAAAAUCGCCAAAUUGUGAA
Molecule: messenger RNA, 2639 nt
Organism: Paramormyrops kingsleyae
Lineage: Eukaryota; Metazoa; Chordata; Actinopteri; Osteoglossiformes; Mormyridae
Gene: cd99l2
Product: CD99 molecule-like 2
Source: RefSeq, a predicted model, not a curated record